Dentiscutata heterogama is the source of this 202-nucleotide messenger RNA. NCBI's taxonomy places the organism in Eukaryota, Fungi, Glomeromycota, Glomeromycetes, Diversisporales, Gigasporaceae. The record is from the annotation of a GenBank genome assembly.
AUGUCUGAUCCACGAAAAAGUGACGAGUUGCCUGAUCCACAAAAAGAUAAAAAUUUUACUGCUGGAAGAGAUUCAAAUUCCGCUGUAGCGUCUCAUGCGCUUCCAAAACAUCAUUAUACAGCGGACCCCAGCGAAGUUCCUGAUGACAAACAAAAAUGGCAAGACCAAGAACACCGUGUACAUGUCGGUAAUGAUAAAAAAG